UUUAUGGUACAUGGACGCGUCUCUUUCCUGAGUUUGCGAAUCGCGACGGGGAUUGAAAUUUUUUGGGUCUUUUGAUCCUUUUUAAUGGCUGCCGUAUUGCGUGGUUGAAUGUUUACUCUAAUUCAAACAUGAGUGAUUAUUCUUCUAUGGCUACGCUCCAAAACAACAGUGUAACAGGGGGAUUUGCGGCUGCUCUACAACGUGCGAAAUUGGUGGCCGCGAAAAUUGAAGGUGGUGGAAGUAAAAGAUCUCUUGAAGACGGACCUGAACCAAGUUCUAAGAAAAUGGCAUCAGCUGAACCACCAUACUCUCCACCACAGAUGAGUGCGUCAGCAGCAGCGGCGGCGGCGGCGGCUGCGGCCGCAGCAAGGAUCGCGGCCAACACUGGCUCCCCACCAGCCCCACCUGGCCCACCCAACAUGAUGAACGACCAAGCCAUUAAUGACUAUAUCAGGGUUCCUGAUAAAAUGGUCGGACUCAUAAUCGGUCGCGGCGGCGAGCAGAUCACGCGGUUACAGGCGGAGACGGGUUGCAAGAUCCAAAUGGCACCGGAUUCGGGUGGUCAACCAGAUAGACUUUGUACCCUCACUGGGUCGCGCGAGGCUAUCGCUAGGGCCAAGGAACUGGUGAACAACAUCGUGAAUCACCGUGGGCGUGAGAAUGCCCCGCAACAUCAGGAGCAGGGCAUGUCGCCGAUGCCAAGGGGUGGAGGGGGUGGUGGCGGCGGUGGGGGUGGACUGGGUGUCACUGACGAAAUCAUGUUACCUGGACCGAAAGUCGGGUUGAUUAUUGGUAAAAAUGGAAAAACCAUCAAGCAACUGCAAGAGCAAUCAGGUGCAAAAAUGGUUGUUAUACAAGACGGACCUAAUACUGAAUAUGAAAAGCCACUGCGCAUUUCCGGCGACGCGGCAAAAGUGGAACACGCCAAACAGCUAGUGUACGAGCUGUUACAAGAUAAGGAUGGCGGCCCAGGGCCGAGGUUUGACGAUGGGUACCAAGAUCAGGGCAAUGGUGUGACGUCUACCGAGGUCCUGGUACCAAAGAUAGCUGUGGGUGUCGUGAUAGGCAGAGGCGGCGAUAUGAUCAAGAAGAUACAAAACGACUCGGGCUGCAGGGUUCAGUUCCAUCAGGAGAGGGAAGAAGGGCCCGGAGAUAAGAGAUGCUACCUGCAAGGGUUGCCCCAUCAAGUAGAUCAUGCGAGGCAAAUGAUUGAAGACCUAAUCAACAGUGUCAAUUUGGCAAUCCGCUCGGGCAGAGGUAGGCCGGCUAACAAGAACCAGGGCAACAACGAACGGGACAAUCAGCAGUGGCAAGACAAUGCUCCAGAAGUCAGGGUCACCUUCACGGUCUCCAAUGUGAAGUGUGGACUCAUCAUCGGCAGAGGCGGUGAAGUGAUAAAGCAAAUAAACGCGCAGUCGGGCGCGCACUGCGAGCUCGACCGGCGCGUCCAGAACCAGGACCGCGUCAACCGGACGUUCUUCAUCAAGGGGCACCCGGACGCCGUGGAGAACUGCAAGCGGAUCAUCAUGGAGAAAGUUGGCAUGCCGGUGAAUUUCGUACCGGACGGCGGUGGUGACAGCAACAACGGCAACGGUGGCAACAACGGCAACGGCGGGCCCGGCGGAGAGUUCUACGGCGGCGGCGGCGGCGGCGGGCCCGCGUGGGGCUACAACCCGCACUGGCACCAGCAGCCACAGCCGCACCAACCGCAGCAGCAGCAAGUGCAAAUCAACCCGUCCACUGGUCAGCCGGACUACUCGCAGCAGUGGAUAGACUACUAUCGGUCGCUCGGCCUCGUGAAGGAAGCGGAGGCUAUUGAGCAGCAGGCGAAACAACAGCAAAUCGGUUCGAACAACACGGGCAACACGUCGAGCCCGAGCCCCGCGGCGGGCGCGUCGGGCGCGGCGGGGCCGGCGGGCGGCGCGGGCGGCGCCGGCGGCUCGGGCGCGCCGGACUACAGCGCGCAGUGGGCGGAGUACUACCGCGGCAUCGGCAAGCUGAAGGAGGCGGAGGCGAUCGAGGCGCAGAUCAAGGCCAAGCAACAGCAACAACAACAACAGCAGCAACAGCAACAGCAGCAGCAGGCGCCGCCCGCGCCGGCGCCCAGCCAGCCGGCGGGCGCGUCCCCCGGCGGCAUGGGCCAGUACCCGCAGUACCCGAUGUACCCGCCCGUGUACCCGUACGCGUACAACCCGUACGGCGGCGCGCAGCAGGACGCGUCGCACCAAUGAGAAACCGGCCGCGAGACAACGUUACAGAAUGAAGAUACCUCCAUUGUAGUUUUAUCUAAUUGUAAGCGUUCGGAAUACAGCCAAAACGUUAACUUCCAUAUAACGCCCGCAAUAAAUAAAUAACAUAUCACGUGUAUUUUUUGCGGGUCUAUUGUCAAUGAGAUUAUAUCACUAUUGUCUUGUUUCUUUUGUUGACGGCAGUGUGGACUAUCUCAAUCGUGUAUUAUGUAUGUCAUAUUGUGUGCUAGCACUAUUACGAUAUUGAUUAUUGUCAGUUUGUCCAGGUUUAAAAUAUAGCCACACAGCCUAAUACGAUGUUAACAGUGAACCGACGGAGCUUAGAGAAAGUGAAAAUGAUUAUGAGAGAUACAUCGCGCCGCGAGGAGUCGAGGUAAAUGCACUGAUGAGUGAUUUAGCUUACACACCUGUUGUGAUCUAUAUUGUUGGAUAUCGUACGCGCAAAUCUCACGUCUUAUCCUGUGUACGCGGUUGCACGUUUGGCAAUUUUGUUGAUCGACACGUUGCGCAACUUAUCCGGCGACAUGUUGGGCCUCAUGUUUGUUCUAUGAAUACUUGAAUUGAAUAUGUAAAUGUGAUCGUUGAUUGAAUAUCGGUAACGUCAUGCCCAACAUGUGUUCUGACCGAAGAUAAUGCACACACAAUAGCGGAUCUUAUGUUAUGUAAUUCAGAAUUUUAAAUUAAACAGCUGUGGUGCCCCAAAAUCGCCAAGUAUGUAACCAAAUUCUAUGAUUGUAUAUGUAAAUUUCGGAACGAGUUAUGAACAGACAAUUUCUUGAACUAAUUUGUUUAGAUUAUAAGUUAGGGGUGAUGUUUCGACUCUCUUGACAGCUCAAUAGGUUACUAACACUUAAAAAAUUUCAAAACGGACGGUAGUUACAUAAAAUCUUUAGAAUGUAUUAAAAUUUUUAGCUUUGAUAAAUCUAGGUGUGUAUCGACGGUAAUGUGUCUUACAUUCCUCAUGAAUAUUGUUCGACUCUAAGAAGGUUCGAGAGUUCAUUGCACAGGGAACUACCCUCAUCAUUGUACUAAUAUUAAGAUAUAAAGUGUAUGUUAAUUGAUA
Molecule: messenger RNA, 3312 nt
Organism: Zerene cesonia (dogface butterfly)
Lineage: Eukaryota; Metazoa; Arthropoda; Insecta; Lepidoptera; Pieridae
Gene: Psi
Product: far upstream element-binding protein 1
Exons: 16
Coding region: 129-2231 (700 amino acids)
Biological process (GO): regulation of DNA-templated transcription
Cellular component (GO): nucleus; cytoplasm
Molecular function (GO): mRNA binding
Source: RefSeq, a predicted model, not a curated record